Mytilus californianus (California mussel) is the source of this 8284-nucleotide messenger RNA. RefSeq lists its product as uncharacterized. The coding region runs from base 7041 to 8138 and encodes 365 amino acids. The transcript is spliced from 3 exons. Lineage: Eukaryota; Metazoa; Mollusca; Bivalvia; Mytilida; Mytilidae. The record is from RefSeq and is a predicted model, not a curated record.
UAUUUCUUAUGUUCAUGCUAUUUAAAAAAUAAUCAAUUUCUAUUGUUACGAAUAACAAUGGACUUUGUUUGCGGGAUGUAGAAGCAGGGGUUUCCAGAAACCCCGCUCGUCACACCCUGUGGUCAAAAUCCAUUGUUAUUCGUUACAAUAGAUCUAUUCAAUUUACACUUGUUUCAGAAAUAGAAACUAUGAAGUAUAACAAUAGAACUGGGGUGUAAUGGUAGAUCUUUUGUUGAAUAAGUUGCUAAGGUGGGGUUGUUUACAGAUUAUUGUUUCCACUUCACUAACUACAGACUUUAAAUCGUGGUUUAAAAUUUCGUUAUUAUAAUAGUUAGUUUUUAACAAAGUUGAAGCGUAAGGCGAUAUUGUCAUGCCAUAUUUCUAUAUAUGGCUCAUUUUUUAUUUCCUUUUAUGAACUUUAAAGUAUUUUACGGUGGUACUGUAGGGGCUCCUGAAGGUGCAAAUUUUGACCAGAUUGUUAUUGUGUAUAUAUUGUUGGACAAGGUUAACGAAAAAAAAAUCUUGUGAUCUUAAGUUGGAUUUAAUAUUAAAGAAGUUCUUUAUUUUCAUUUCGACUUACACUAAAAUAGGUUAACAAAAUGUGUCUGAGAUAACUUUAUCGGUUGAAUAAUUGCAUAAAAAUCCGGAAUUAUAAAUAUUAGUCAAACUAUCUUUUUUUAAAUAUCCCUUUAUUGGGAAAAGGGUAUUUAAAAAUUCUUUUAUAGUGUGUUUCUGAUAGUACAAAGCAUGAAUCAUUUCCCAAAAAGCUUUUUUUUUAACAGCUAAUUGGUGUAUUUAUUGUCCACUAUAUAUAUAUUAUUCUGAUACAAUAGUAUACAGAACACACAGAGACUUACAUCAUAAUAUUAUAAUGCAUGUGAUACAUUUGAUGAGGUAGCAGCAGAUAAAAUCAGAGGAGAAAAUGAUGUAUAGGUCGAAGGUUGAGUUAUUGUCAAGAGAACAUUCAGGUUACUGGUCAUUCUGUUAAGGCUGAACGGUACAGUUUUGACUGUGUGUUUUAAUUUCAUAAUAUUGUCAUGAUAGGCAAAGAGAGAGAUUCAUGUGCACGUACAAAUGUUUAAACAAACCAACUCAGGUUAUCUGGACCUUGUGUUUUUCGUUGUUUUAUUUUUGUCUUUGUUUGUUAGUCUAUUUUUUGCGGAGGAGUCAAGUGUGUCUGGUUGGUGUAGUCUGUUGUACUGUCCAGGAGUCAGGUGUGUCUGGUUGGUGUAGUCUGUUGUGCUGUCCAGGAGUCAGGUGUGUCUGGUUGGUGUAGUCUGUUGUACUGUCCAGGAGUCAGGUGUGUCUGGUUGGUGUAGUCUGUUGUACUGUCCAGGAGUCAGGUAUGUCUGGUUGGUGUAGUCUGUUGUACUGUCCAGGAGUCAGGUGUGUCUGGUUGGUGUAGUCUGUUGUACUGUCCAGGAGUCAGGUGUGUCUGGUUGGUGUAGUCUGUUGUGCUGUCCAGGAGUCAGGUGUGUCUGGUUGGUGUAGUCUGUUGUACUGUCCAGGAGUCAGGUGUGUCUGGUUGGUGUAGUCUGUUGUACUGUCCAGGAGUCAGGUGUGUCUGGUUGGUGUAGUCUGUUGUACUGUCCAGGAGUCAGGUGUGUCUGGUUGGUGUAGUCUGUUGUGCUGUCCAGGAGUCAGGUGUGUCUGGUUGGUGUAGUCUGUUGAACUUUCCAGGAGUCAGGUGUGUCUGGUUGGUGUAGUCUGUUGUACUGUCUGUGUCUGGUUGGUGUAGUCUGUUGUACUGUCCAGGAGUCAGGUGUGUCUGGUUGGUGUAGUCUGUUGUGCUGUCCAGGAGUCAGGUGUGUCUGGUUGGUGUAGUCUGUUGUACUGUCCAGGAGUCAGGUGUGUCUGGUUGGUGUAGUCUGUUUUUGUGGCGGAGUCAGGUGUGUCUGGUUGGUGAAGUCUGUUGUACUGUCCUACAGUUUGGGGGACUUCUGGCAAAUAAAUAUCCUUUAUGUGUACUAUUGCUAUCUUGAUACUUCAUUUAUAUUUUUUUCGAUAUUUUCAUUAGUCUUAACGUUUUAUUCAAUUUUAAAAACCUCGUCUCAUACUUGAAUUUCUUGAAUAGAAAAAUCAUGCAAAAAUCAAUUUGAAAUAUAGUUUGACAAUUUUAUACUUGAUAAGAAUUCAAUCAUAAAGUUUGUUUUGGGUUAGAAAAAGUGAAGGCAAUUACACAAAUUAAAAGUAAAAUUUAAAGUUAUGGUAACGCAUUUAUAAGUUAAUUGCAUCAUUUAAUAUCUAAUUGUCAGCUUGAUUGGCAAGACGAUAUUAAAAAGAACCAAUUAAAUCUUUGUGCCAUUUUUGUGAUUAUUUAUUUAUAUAUCUUUAUUCUGAUAAACCUAGGCGCUUAUCCUAUGUCAGUAUAUGUGGAACACCGUAUGGUAACCUUUUGGUCUAACAUUGUAAAUGGUUCUGAUCAGAAAUUGACAAAUAUUCUGUAUAGAUAUAUUUAUAAACUCAACGAACAUAGUGGAUAUACUUUUAAAUGGUUGAUUUGUAUAAAAAAUAUCUUGAACAAAUAUGGAUUUUCAAAUAUUUGUUAAAUCAGAAUAAUUACAGUUUUAAUCCAAAAUGGUUAAAGUUGAGCAUUAAACAGAGAAUAUUUGAUCAAUUUCAGCAGACUUGGAAAUCAGAACUGGAAAACUCUCCAAAAGCAUUAUGUUAUAAACUAUUUAGAGAAAAUUUGGAAUUUGAAGUAUAUUUAGACUUAUUACCUUAUAAAGAUAGAAUAACUUUAUGUAGGUUUAGAACUGGAAAUCACCGGUUACCUAUAGAAACCGGUAGAUGUCUUGGAAUUGUUAGACAGGAAAGGUACUGUGUACUUUGUAAUUCUCGAGAGAUAGGUGAUGAAUUUCACUAUAUUCUAAACUGUACAGCUCUAACAGAAAGUAGAAGAGCUUUUCUUAAACCUUACUAUGUAAGCCGAGUAAAUAAUUUGAAAUUCGGCAGUUUAUUUGUUUCAAAAACUAUUCGGGUAUUGAAAAAUUUGUGUAAUUUAAUCAGAAUUAUCAAUACAGAAGUAUGUUCUCCAGGUUGAUCAUCCAUCUCUCAUCUUGUUAUGCUCGUUUUGUACAAACUUGUCAUGCGCAGAAUCUGUAUGUAAUUUCAUGUCAAAAUGUUUUUCUUUGUACCAUUAACUUGGUUUUAUAAGAAAUAAAGAAUCUAUACAAUGGUAUACAGAAGUUACAUGUAAUAAAUAGCACAGUUAUAAAUUAAAAUAAAACAUAAUAUGUACACUAAUUACAAAUCUAAAUUGAAUUUAGCCAGGAUAACACACACAUGAAUUAAUAUGCCUUAUAAAUGUACAUAGCUUUUUAAAAUAUGAUCGUUUUGUCAUAUUCAUAACUUCCUUAAAUUUAAUUUAAAGGGGCAUUAGCUACGAGAUAUAAAAAAAAAUAUGAUUUUGAUUUUUUUUUUAUUAAAUCAUUAAUGAUAGUGAAAUAGUGAAAAUUUUAAUAAUAAUUCGCUUUUAGCAGCCAGUUUGGUUCAUUUAUGUCAAAAUGGGCUAAGAAACAUCGCUGAUGAAUUAUUCACUUGUAAGUGAAUAAUUCGACCUCAUUAAAACCGUAUUUAUGUGACCUUCUAUUUAAUCCAUUAGCUAGAGAUGGGUUACGCAUGAACUAGGCCUGUUCAGCUAUUAAAAGGAAAAGAAUUUCAACAUUGAAAGUGAAACAAGGGUAAACCAUUUGGUUGACUGAUUCGAUCCACAAAAACUCACUCGUAUACAGGUAAAAACGAUGAUUAACAUAUUUGUUGAACCUUUAUAAUGGAAUCAAACAGGCCUAGAAAAAUCCAAUUGCACGUUUCGCUAUCUAUUUAUAUCUAUAUUUAUGUUUAUAUCGGGUUACAUGCCCGUCGGCAGUCUUCGGAGGUCACCUCAAUGGUUAAUUAGAUGGCGUCUAUGUAACAAAAAAAUUGUUCCGGCGUGACAUUUGUUCCGCCGGAACUUAUUUCAUAGGAAAUAUGUUCCACCGGAAUUUAUAUCACAGAAAAUUUAUUCCCGGAAUAUAUAUUAUAAGGAAAUAUGUUCCAGCACUGUAAAAUUUGCUCCGGAACUAUUUUUUUUACUAAAUGUUAAAUCAGUUCCGGGUGUUAUAUAUUAACAUGAUGCAUUAACUUUAUAUCAAGCAAAACGUUCUAUAGUUGUACCUGACAAAUUUAAUACUCAACAUUGAAGUCUUUAAACAACACGAAAACAUUCAAAAUAAGGUAAAUCUUUUAGAAAUUCAAAUUAAGUCAGCAUAUAUAUUGUACGUAGAUAAUAUGAUUAAAAAACAAAUGCAAAACUAUGAUUAACAACUGUGAUAAAUAUUUAAACACAAAAGGUCUUUCCACAUCAAAGAAGCUAGUUGCCUCAGACUGAUGCGAUAAAUAAAUGGUUUUGAUCUGCUUUAAAGUGAACUAAAGGAGAUAAUGUGCUACUUCCGGUUAAGUGGAUGUUACUUCCGGUCUCAUAUGAUAGCUUCUUUCACACUGAUUCCAAAAAUAUAUAGUUUCUAUAUACUUUUGCCUGUAAACCCGGAUAUAAUUGACCACUUCCGGUUUACAGAAAGUCACUUCUAGUCUUAAGUGAUAAGUAAAUGUAUUUAAAUUACAAAAUAUAUGGAUUCUGUGUACUUUUAUAUGAAAAAAGUGCAAAAAUGGUUUCUUCCGGUUUUCUCAAGGUCACUUCCGGUUGUCAUUUUUCAAGGUCAUAUGUCACCUAACCUUUUGUACAAGGUCAUAUGGCUUUAUAAUGAACUUAGUUGAAGUAAUAAUCAAAUAACCUUAUAUUAAGACAUUUCAGGGGCACUAACUCCUAUAAGAUGCCAUUAAAUUGUAUCAGACCUAAUGUAACAUAUCUUCAUUACAUAAAAGCAGACAUUUUGCACUUGUUCUUUUAUAUGUAUCUUUCAAAGUGUAGGAGAAAAUGCUAAAACAAUUAAAGGUAAACAUUGAGAACUUGACCUUGACCUUUGACCUUGACCUCAUUUUCUAAGUUAGGACCUAGGAGCCUCAAAUAAAAAGAUUCCAGGGUUAUACGGUUAACGGUUGAUGAGUUGAAAACACAUACCGACAAAUUUAUUUUGUAAAGGUAGAUAACUCCUAUAAAAUUUCAUCGAAUCGCUUCGAUCCAAAUUAGCCAAAAAUUUCUGAGGAUGUAACCAACAAUUUGUAAAAAGAAUUUUGUCGAUAUCUUUUUUUGUUACGAAGGAGAUGCACACAGAUGAUAAACAGUGAAUAGGGAGAUAAGUCUAACAAAGAAAAUGGUUCGGCUUAGCAGAGUGAAAUUUAAAAGCGCAUAAACUAGACGAUACAAUAUGAGAAAUAUCAAAGCAACAUAUUGCGAAACAAACAUUUAUCGUAAGAACAAAAUUUGGCGGGAAAAAAAAAAAUAAUAAUCAGAACAAAUACAAUAGGUCUUUCCACAGAUGGUUGGAAAGACCUAAUUAUCUGUGCAAAAAGUUCUCCCGGAAUAUAUUUCCUGUGAUAUUUGUUCCACUGGAACUUUUUUUACAGGAACAAAUUUUGGCUCACAUCUACACUAAAAUACACACGAAAUCCGGAUACAUAUUAUCGAGUCCAUGCAUUGUUAAUUCUUCAUUUUAGACUUUUUUUUAGUUCGAUAUACGUUUAAGUAGGUUAUAAAUCAAAUAUGAGAGUUUGAGUCAAUUCGGUGAACAUGAAUUUGACAGCUAAUGCCCCUUUAAGAAACAAAUUGGUAAAACUAAGAAAACCUGAAUUUUUUAAGCACGUGGACAACAAAUAUUGUUAAACUAUUGAUUAGGUCAAUUCAACAGUUGCCAUUAGAUUCUAUUUACAAUGAAAGAAAUAUUUUCGGAAUUCUUCAUUUUUACAAGGCCACCUUGUUCACAUAAGUGCAUGCGGCGUUGCCAGAGAAGUAAGUACGACAUAUAUAAUUCCCUUGUGGUUGUGGUUGUUAUCUAUUUCAGGUAUGAAGAGAUAUGUUUGUAUUGCACUGAAAAAAGUACAUCAACAAGUGUAAAUACAAAUUCGUCAAAUUGUGUUUGCCUAGCCUGAAAUGCAAUAUCAAAUUUUGAUUCAUUAGUUCUGUGAUGACACACAUGUUUCAAAAGACGACACCGAAUUUACAAUUAAAUCAAAUCUUGUCAAUAUAUUAUGUCACAGAUUGAAUGUAAAAGAUAUAGUAUUUACACAUCUUUAUUAUAUUCAAUUAACCAUUACUUUUCGUAAAUGUUCAGUUACAAAUUACAACCAAUUAUUCUAAAUAUACAGACAAUAAAGUUGUCUUCGUACAAACGUUGGGUUUCUGUCAUACUUUUUGCUUUGUAUUUACGUUGAAUUGUUUCAGUUCAUUUUUUUUUCCAGCUAGAAUAAUUUAAACAAAUAAGACAGUUUAUAAUAACUAGAAAGAAUUCAUUUAAGUUAAAUAUUCACACGUUCAGAAGAAUAAAAAUUUGAAAUCAGCAAUGGUUUUCAAUGAAAUAAUUUAAUUGUCAAACUCAAUGCAGAUAUUAUAUUAUAGUUGAGAAAAUUAAUAUUUAACUAUCUCCUAAUAAAGCAAUCUAGCUCCACUUUUUCAACUUGUAAUUAGAUCUUUUUAAAUGGAUUUUAAUCUGAAUGGUGUGUGUUUAAAAACCUUUUACACACUGGUCUUUCAAGGUACCUAGACAAUGUUCAAGGUACCUAGACAAUGUUAUAUUUAAAGGGUAGUCAAUCAAUAUUUCCAUUAUAAUUUGUUGACAAUUAUUGAUUUAAAAAACUUGUUCUGUAUACCUUAUGGAAUUAUUUUAAGCUCGGUUUCACGAUUUCAAUUACUAAUUCUACCUUUAAGAUGGAUUUAAACAAAUCGAUUUUAUAUUUGUUUGAACAUGCAUGGCCAAAUUAAAAACUCGCUCAUGCAUUACACAAUAGGCUAUGUCGACAAUUCUGAAAAAACUAAAGUAAAAUCCAGAGAAAAAAAUAUAAAGAGUACAUCUACAUCACCAUAAAAUCAUGCUAAAACUGUUGAUUAAUCUUCUUUUGUAGAAUAAAUUUGUGAAGGAAUUAAUGUGACGCUUGAAUUCAGAAAGAUGUGGACUAAAUGUGAAAGAUUGAGCUUGUUUCAGAACCGUCUUAUUAUUUUUAUUGUCAUUGCCUUCAUUACAAUGCAUUUGAUGUUUUAUCUAACCAAUGAAAAGUUCAAGACUCAAGAAAGGAAAGGCUGGGAAAAAGUACAAUACGACAAAAAGUUUGUAUUGGUUACUGGUGGAGCAGGGUUCGUUGGACAUCACGUUAUAAUGCGGCUGAAACAAGACAACGUUAAUGUCAUUGGAAUAGACAAUUUCAAUGACUACUACAACGUUUCUCUUAAAUAUUUACGCGCAAAUAUAUCCGGUGUUGUCCAGCCUGUCGAUGUCUGCGACUUAAAGAAGAUGACAGAAAUUAUUUCUACGAAAAAAAUAACUCAUGUGAUACAUUUAGCAGCUCAAGCUGGAGUGCGUUAUUCAUUAACAAAUCCACAAGCAUAUGUCAAGUCAAACGUUGAAUGUUUUGUGCAGUUACUAGAAACAUUAAAAAACACUGGUAUCCCACUCAUAUAUGCAUCUUCGUCUUCGGUUUAUGGUAAAAAUACUAACAUACCAUUUUCAGAAGACCAUCCUGUUGUACAGCCAGCGUCGUUGUACGCAGCCACCAAACGCGAGAACGAAUUACUUGCCCAUGUGUAUUGGAAUUUGUAUAAACAACGCUCAGUUGGAUUACGAUUCUUUACGGUUUAUGGACCAUUAGGAAGGCCAGAUAUGGCAUAUUUCUCAUUCGUUAAGAAUAUUUUUAAGGGUUUACCUAUUCCAGUUUUUAACUUUGGAAAGUUAUCCAGAGAUUUUACUUAUAUAGAUGACAUUGUUAACGGCAUUAUUAAGUGCAUAGAUGUUACAUAUAAUUAUGAAAUUUUGAAUUUGGGAAGAGGAGAACCCCAGAGUUUAAUGCAGUUUAUAAAAACUAUUGAAGACAUCGCUGGGAAAAAGGCCGUUUUAAAUUUUAAAGAAAUGGUGAAAGGAGAUGUGUUAGUUACAUACGCUGACGUUUCUAAAGCAAAAGCUUCUAUUGGAUAUAACCCGAAUGUAUCGUUAAAAGAUGGUUUAACACGUUUUAUAUCAUGGUAUAAGUUGUAUUCGAACCAAAACAAAUGACGCUUAAAAACAUGAAAAUCGUGAUCGCAAGUAAAAUGUCAAGGAAAAGUAAAUGUAAUAUCAUAUAUGUAUUGUUGAAAUUACUUUGCUUGUUUUGUUAUAUAAUGUUCAUGUAUAUAUAUGUAAAUAAACAUAAAACAGGUAAA